Poecilia latipinna (sailfin molly) is the source of this 831-nucleotide messenger RNA. RefSeq names its product WD40 repeat-containing protein SMU1-like. The transcript is spliced from 2 exons. The record is from RefSeq and is a predicted model, not a curated record. Lineage: Eukaryota; Metazoa; Chordata; Actinopteri; Cyprinodontiformes; Poeciliidae. Gene Ontology annotation, biological process: mRNA splicing, via spliceosome. The coding region runs from base 16 to 303 and encodes 95 amino acids. Gene Ontology annotation, molecular function: protein binding.
UACAGCGUGGCUGUUAUGGAAAAGUUCAUUUCCUUCCUUCUUCCUCCUCAGACAGUGAAGACUUUCUGUUCAGAGCAGCCAGAGAGAGCAGGCUUUGUGUGCUGCGCCGUGUCGCCCCACGGGGAGUGGAUCUACUGUGUGGGGGAGGACAGCGUGCUGUACUGUUUUAACUACACGACGGGGAGGCUGGAGAAAACGCUGACUGUUCACGACAAGGAUGUAAUUGGCAUCGCUCACCACCCACAUGAGAACCUGAUUGCCACAUACAGCGAGGAUGGCCUGUUAAGGCUGUGGAAACCUUAAGCUGUCACCUUCAUCCUGCUGUGGAGGAGCUAGGCAGUUGUUUGCACAGUUCAAAAGCAUCCAGAUCAACUCAAAGGGAUAGUUCAGAAUUUUUUUUUUUAUGUUUUUUUAUGCUAUGUGAAUUUCUUUAAAAAUUCUACACCAAUAUCUAAUCUGCAGUUCAACAUCUUCAUACAGUAUGCAUAAUUUAUUGUAAGUCUAGAUUCAUCCCAAAGGAUGAAGCUAGCGGUAAUUAAGAGUGAAACCAAAGUGGACUUUGUCCUUCUUCAAAAUGUAUUGUGUUUACAGGAUGCUCACUUGACCUUCAAAAUCAGAAGAUGGAAAAAAGAAUUAGAAAAGCAACACUUGAGUACAAACAGAAGAUCUCUCUUUAACAUAAACUGUAGGUGUGUCUGGUGCACAUUUAGUUAAACUCUUUCUUCAUUUAGUGAAGUUACUCAUAGUGGGUAGUGUAGCCAGAAAUGUUACUCAAGUAAGUGUAGUGAUGCUUCAUGAUAAUAUUACUCAAGUAAAAUUAUUCCAGUAGCA